Messenger RNA from Penicillium cinerascens, 999 nucleotides. RefSeq names its product PGAP3/PER1 family protein. NCBI's taxonomy places the organism in Eukaryota, Fungi, Ascomycota, Eurotiomycetes, Eurotiales, Aspergillaceae. Gene Ontology annotation, biological process: GPI anchor biosynthetic process. Bases 1 to 999 code for a protein of 332 amino acids. Gene Ontology annotation, cellular component: endoplasmic reticulum membrane. The record is from RefSeq and is a predicted model, not a curated record. Gene Ontology annotation, molecular function: hydrolase activity, acting on ester bonds. The transcript is spliced from 4 exons.
AUGAACCUGGGCGCCUAUAGAGUGAGCUCCACCACUCUCCUAGCCCUCAUUUUUCUGGCCCUCUUUAUUGGCCACACCGCUGCCUCCUUGGGAGACCACCUCCCGGACUUCAAAGAAUGUGUCCAGGUCUGUAAAACCGAGAACUGCCAGGGCGGCAAUUCGGUGCUACCUCUGCACCACCGUCUGUUGCUAUGGACCUGCCCAGCCGAGUGCGACUAUACCUGCCAACAUGUCAUUACCGACCGCCGAGUCUCGCGUGACCCUCCGAUGCUGAACCCAGUCGUUCAGUUCCACGGCAAAUGGCCCUUCCGAAGAAUCCUGGGGAUGCAAGAGCCCUUUUCAGUUCUCUUUUCCUUCUUCAACUUCGCGGCCCAUUGGCAUGGCAUGUCCCGAAUCCAGGAGUCGAUCCCUGCCUGGCACUCCCUCCGGAAAUACUACAUGACCUUCGGAUAUAUCGGAUUGGCCAGCUGGACAUUCAGCAUGAUCUUCCACACCAGGGAUUUCGGUAUAACCGAGAAGCUGGAUUAUUGGGCGGCUGGGGCCAGCGUCCUGUACGGCCUGUACCUGUCCGUGGUCCGCAUUCUGCGCCUGGACUUGGAAAACCCCCAGUACCGCCCCACCUUGCGUCGUCUGUGGACGGGUAUCUGUAUUACGCUCUACGCGCUGCAUGUUAGCUAUCUCACUUUCUGGUCGUGGGAUUACACGUACAACAUGGCCGCCAACGUCGCAGUGGGCAUCAUCCAAAACCUGAUGUGGACGGUAUUCAGUAUUUUCCGGUACCAGAAAUAUCUCAAAUCGUGGACGGCUUGGCCCGGAAUGAUCGUUGCGUGGAUCAUCCUGGCCAUGAGUCUGGAGUUGCUCGACUUCCCGCCGUGGCAUGGCUUGAUUGAUGCGCACAGCCUGUGGCAUCUGGGCACUGUCGUCCCCACCGCUUGGUGGUACUCGUUCCUCAUCAAGGAUGCGCAGGAUGAUAUCGCAGGCAACCGGCUCAAGGCCUAG